Messenger RNA from Oldenlandia corymbosa var. corymbosa, 2484 nucleotides. The record is from the annotation of a GenBank genome assembly. Lineage: Eukaryota; Viridiplantae; Streptophyta; Magnoliopsida; Gentianales; Rubiaceae.
GCCUAUUUUUUUAAUUUCCCUUUCACCAAAGCUAUUUUAUUUAUGAUCUACCCGUCUGUAUUCUCCACACCCAAAUCAAAUCUCCUCUUUUGUCUACUUAGCCGGCAUUUAACAAAAUUCCAGUAUUCUCUUGUUGUUUUCCCAGGUGAAAAGCAUUAAAGUCCCUGGACUUUUCAAAAAGACAUCUAUCUUUUCGCCUGUUUGCAUGUCCUUUGCACAGUUCAAGAUUUCAUUUAUCACUUCUUUUAUCUAUUCUACUUAUUCCCACCUUACCGUUUCGAAUCUUUCUUUUAGCCUUCUACUUUAAGCUCAGAUCUGGACUAUUCUGAGUCCAAGCUUUCUUGCUUCUACUUGAUUCGACCCCUUUCUUUAUUCUGCUUUAAUCCUUAGUUUAAAGAUGAGUUUUCGACAUGCAAUGGACGAGGACACUCUUACUGCUAUGUUAGUCCAAGCUUCGGAAUUUUCUAAAGAGGACUAUGAAUUCAGGGCUGGAGUAGAUGUUGAUCCCCAUACGAUUCCGCUGCCAUACCUCCGAACUAGCAACAUGCAACUCAUAGAUGGUCUGGAGGUGGAUGACAGAGCUAUGAUGCUAGACGGAUAACUGGCCAAUGUACACUGGAUUCCUUUAUUAUGACAAACUUUUUUAUCAUGAAAUUUCUUAGUAGAUCUGAGCUUAUCAUGGUCUUAGACAAUGGCCCGUAUGCAAUCAAUGGAGACUACUGAUUCUCAGACGCUAUUAUGAUGAUGAGGACCUAGCCUUAGACAGUAUCAGAAUCGACAAGUUUAGUCUUUGGGUUCGCAUGCAUGGAGUGCCUAUUACCGUGAUGAAUUACAGAAGGAUAGCAGAUCUGGCUAGAAGAGUUGGUAAUGUAGCUCUCCUCAAUGAAGAUUGUGUUUCUCUCCGGAAAGCAACCUAUGCCAGAACAAAGGUUUGGCUCAAACCAAGUAAUCCUCUCACCCCUUGUUUUAAUUUCACCAAAAGAAAUGGUAAGUUAGGAAAAAUUCGGUGCCAAUUUGAACAAAUGCACAAGCAUUGUAAGCGCUGAGGCAGAUUAGGACACCCAGCUCAACUGCUAUAUGCUAGAGCCUAAUGCAGUUGAACAAUUUCUUAAUAAUUUUUCUCGGAAAAGAAAGCUAAGUUUAAUUCUCCAAUGUUAAUCGAUGUCACUAAGCCACUUUACACUAGUUCACUUAGAGCUCAUGCGCACAAGCAGAAGAGAUGCACAAGAAUCCCAAAUUUUAAGGCUUUGCAGAUGUUAGAUUAUUAUGCCUCUGUCUCGGAGUAUGCUAUCCAGGAUAGAUUCACCAUUACGGAGAUGGAAGAGGAAGAACCAGUCCCCUGGUUCCCCAUGGCAUAGGAUGAUAAUGAUGAUGAUGGUGAUUGUGAUGAUGACAGUGACCAUGAUGGAGAUGAUGGGGAUGAUUCUGAUGGUUAUGAUCAAGCAGAUAUGAAUGCGGACAACUUCUACCAUGAUGACCUCUCAGGCCGCUUGAUCCAAUCCUUUCCUCAUAUUGAUCGCAAUGGAUUUAGGUCUACAGUCUAUUACGAUCCAAGUCAUACAACAGCUCCUGCAGCCAGUGAUGGAGGUUACACUGAUUUUUCCCGCUCUGAGGAAGGAGGCAGCAUCUUGGUACGCCAACAGAGGAAAUUCCCCUUCAAGAAAACGCGCAGGCAUUCCCCCCAACUUCAGUUCCCAAAUUCCUUCCAUCCUGUGAAUCCAACUGAUCUAUCCAGUGAUAAGGAGUGGAUGAUGCCAGUGAAAACUGCAGUAUCAGAUUCGGACCUUCCAACUUACUACCACGCUACUAACCAUCUACGUCGUUCCAGGAAAUCAAAGAAGCAUAGAAGGAACUCCACCAAACACACUCCUUCACCUCACUCAACAUGUUGCAGCUUGGCGCAUGGUGGUUGACACGGAUGUUUCCUAAGAUUCAGUCAUAUCUGUAACUAGCAGGAAGAGGGCUUCUGAGGAUUCUGAGGAGGAUCAGCUGAGGAAGUGCAAGAAGCCAAUGAUCCAGACCAUUGGCAAUCCAGGAACAAGCUUUAGGGAUGAUGACUCUCAGGUCAGAGAAGUGGUUGUAGUGUCUGAUCGUCUGAAGUGCUUUGCAGUAGUUGAGCCAUAUCAACCGCCUCUGUUUCCAUGAAUAUGCUUAGUUGGAAUUGUAGAGGUAUGAAUAAUGCCUCCUCUAAAACUGCAUUAUGUAAAUUACUUAGGAGCUAUAGGCCUGGUGUUUGUUUCUAAUGGAGACCAAGGCCAGUAAGGAUACUAUGUUAGUGUGGCAGCAAACUACUGCUUUUAAAAACUCUCUUAUAGUAGAUUCAGUCGGUCUUAGUGGAGGACUGAGUCUCUUUUGGGUAGAUGGUAUUAAACUAGAAGUGUUUUAUCAGUCUUCUAAUGUAAUAGUAUCUAGGAUUAAGGAAGCUAUGGCCUUGAAUAGUUGGCCAUUUUCUGUAUGUUCCUCCCUCUUAUCAAGAUAGGGCCG